Loxodonta africana (African savanna elephant) is the source of this 1026-nucleotide messenger RNA. RefSeq names its product stathmin 1 (gene STMN1). Lineage: Eukaryota; Metazoa; Chordata; Mammalia; Proboscidea; Elephantidae. Gene Ontology annotation, cellular component: cytoplasm; neuron projection. The transcript is spliced from 5 exons. The record is from RefSeq and is a predicted model, not a curated record. The coding region runs from base 119 to 568 and encodes 149 amino acids. Gene Ontology annotation, biological process: neuron projection development; regulation of microtubule polymerization or depolymerization; microtubule depolymerization. Gene Ontology annotation, molecular function: tubulin binding.
GCUUUUGUGCGCGCCGGGGUCUGUUGGUGCUCAGAGUGUGGCCAGGCGGCUCGGACCGAGCAGGGUUUUCCUUAUCAGUGGAUUGCAUAGAAUACACUGCCAGUCUCUUCUGUUCACCAUGGCUUCUUCUGAUAUCCAGGUGAAAGAACUGGAGAAGCGGGCCUCAGGCCAGGCCUUCGAGCUGAUACUCAGCCCUCGUUCAAAAGAGGCUGUCCCAGAAUUCCCCCUUUCCCCUCCGAAGAAGAAGGACCUUUCCCUGGAGGAAAUUCAGAAGAAAUUAGAAGCUGCUGAAGAAAGACGCAAGUCUCAUGAAGCUGAGGUCUUGAAGCAGCUUGCUGAGAAACGAGAGCACGAGAAAGAAGUGCUUCAGAAAGCAAUAGAAGAGAACAACAACUUCAGUAAAAUGGCGGAAGAGAAACUGACCCACAAAAUGGAAGCCAACAAAGAGAACCGAGAGGCACAGAUGGCUGCCAAACUGGAGCGUUUGCGAGAAAAGGACAAGCACAUUGAAGAAGUGCGGAAGAACAAAGAAUCCAAAGAUCCUGCUGAUGAGGCCGAAGCUGACUAAUUUGUUCUGAGAACUGACUUUCUCCCCUUCCCCUUCCUAAAUAUCCAAAGACUGUACUGGCCAGUGUCAUUUUUUUUUUUUUCCCUCCUGACAAAUAUUCUAGAAGCUGAUGUAGGACUGUAUAGGUAGAUCCAGGCUGUAUGAUGUUGUUUUAGGGGCUCAAGGGGAGAAAUGAAAAGUGUUUUACUCUUUUUCUAAAGUGUUGAAGUCUUUCUAAUGUAGCUAUUUUUCUUGUUGCAUCUUUUCUACUUCAGUACACUUGGUGUGCUGGGUUAAUGGCUAGUACCGUAUUGGCUCCGUGGAAACAUGUUUGUGAAAAGAGUAUGUAGUGGCUUCUUUCAAAACCGUUAGAUACUGAAUAUCUGUUCACUUUUAAAUCCCAGUUCUGUCCCAAUUUUACCAGAUGCUACUGUACUUGAAUGGUUAAUAAAACUGCACAGUGCUGUUGGUGGCAGUGA